CUGGGGGGGAAUUACUCAGGGAAAAGCCCAGUUUCCCAUAGAGAGAUAGUCUCCAAUAUUCCAUGGACAUGUGGAGUGAAGCGGACAUUGCUCUUAUAUCGACAGGUGGUGGGAGAGUACGGGAUGGCCCAUUUCAGUGAUGAGAGCAAAAGCAAAGAGAAGGAUUACUGCAUAUUUUUCAACUCGCAGUGGGCACAUCUACCUCAGGAUCUCAAUAAAGCCUCACGUCUUCAGAUUUAUGACUUGACAACGUCAGUCCUGUGCUCGUCCUCUGAGGUCCCGGAGGGAGGCUUCCCAAAUCGCAUCGCCAUGGUGAUGAGGGGAAACUGUACUUUCUAUGAAAAGGUUCGCCUGGCCCAAAUAAAUGGUGCCAAGGGCCUGCUUAUUGUCAGCAAGGACAGACUGACUCCACCAGCAGGGAACAGGACUCAGUACGAGGAGAUUGAUAUUCCUGUUGCACUGAUGAGUUAUUCUGACAUGUUGGACAUAAGUAAGACCUUUGGAAAAGGCCAGCUGGUUGCCAUGUAUGCUCCUAAUGAGCCGGUGUUGGACUACAACAUGGUGAUUAUCUUCCUGAUGGCUGUGGGAACAGUGGCCAUCGGGGGCUACUGGGCUGGCAGCAGAGACAGCAAGAAACGCUACAUGAAGCACAAGCGGGACGACAGCACGGAGAAGCAGGACGAUGAGACGGUGGACGUCACUCCCAUAAUGAUCUGUGUGUUCGUGGUCAUGUGCUGCAACAUGCUGGUGCUUCUCUACUUCUACUACGACGACCUGGGUGCGUCACACACGAUCCCGGAGAACAACCUGCCGUACCUGCACAAGCGGCCGCAGAUCCGCAUGCUGCUGCUGUCGGCCUUCUGCAUCAGCGUCAGCCUCACCUGGAUGGUGUUCCGCAACGAGGACCAGUGGGCGUGGGUGUUGCAGGACGCCCUGGGGAUCGCCUUCUGUCUCUACAUGCUCAAAACGGUCAGACUGCCCACGUUCAAGGCCUGCACUUUACUUCUGACAGUUCUGUUUGUCUAUGAUGUUUUCUUCGUAUUUAUUACACCCUUCUUCACAAAGAAUAGGGAAAGUAUAAUGGUGGAGGUAGCGGCUGGUCCCUCCGACUCCGCCACGCAUGAAAAGCUUCCCAUGGUGCUGAAAGUGCCCAGGUUAAACUUCUCCCCUCUGGCUCUUUGUGACCGACCCUUCUCCCUCCUGGGCUUUGGAGAUAUUCUAGUACCAGGCCUGCUGGUGGCAUACUGUUACAGAUUUGACAUUUUAACACAAUCCUCCAGGAUCUACUUUGUGGCCUGUACAAUCGCGUACGGCGUGGGCCUGCUCAUCACCUUCGUGGCGCUGGCCGUGAUGCAGAUGGGCCAGCCGGCCCUGCUCUACCUGGUGCCUUGCACUCUGCUCACCAGCCUCUCUGUCGCGCUGUGGCGCAGGGAGCUGCCCCAGUUCUGGACUGGAAGUGGAUUUGUGCCUCCCAUAGCGCUCGCCCCAAUCAACUGCACGCAAAGCGCAGAGCUGCAGGCAGAGGGGCCCUCAGCUAAACUGGAGCCACAGACCACAGAGGCCAAUCAGAGCGAGGACUCUCCCGAGCAGCCGCCUCAGGAAACGCCCACGGCGGCGGACAUCGAGGAGAAAAACAAGUCAAACUGA
Molecule: messenger RNA, 1647 nt
Organism: Menidia menidia (Atlantic silverside)
Lineage: Eukaryota; Metazoa; Chordata; Actinopteri; Atheriniformes; Atherinopsidae
Source: the annotation of a GenBank genome assembly